Messenger RNA from Drosophila mauritiana, 4130 nucleotides. RefSeq names its product circadian locomoter output cycles protein kaput (gene Clk). Gene Ontology annotation, molecular function: DNA-binding transcription factor activity, RNA polymerase II-specific; RNA polymerase II cis-regulatory region sequence-specific DNA binding; protein dimerization activity. Lineage: Eukaryota; Metazoa; Arthropoda; Insecta; Diptera; Drosophilidae. The transcript has 7 exons. Gene Ontology annotation, cellular component: cytoplasm; nucleus; CLOCK-BMAL transcription complex. Gene Ontology annotation, biological process: circadian regulation of gene expression; regulation of transcription by RNA polymerase II. The record is from RefSeq and is a predicted model, not a curated record. The coding region runs from base 1 to 3087 and encodes 1028 amino acids.
AUGGACGACGAGAGCGACGACAAGGAUGAUACGAAAAGCUUCCUUUGCAGGAAAUCGCGUAAUCUCAGCGAGAAGAAGCGACGGGAUCAGUUUAACUCGCUGGUCAACGAUCUGAGCGCCUUGAUAUCCACCUCCAGCAGAAAGAUGGAUAAGUCCACGGUCCUGAAGUCCACGAUAGCCUUCCUGAAGAAUCAUAAUGAGGCCACCGACCGCUCCAAGGUUUUCGAAAUACAACAGGACUGGAAGCCUGCGUUCCUCAGCAACGACGAAUACACUCACCUCAUGCUGGAGUCUCUCGAUGGUUUCAUGAUGGUCUUCAGCAGCAUGGGCUCCAUCUUCUACGCCUCGGAAAGUAUUACCUCCCAGCUGGGCUAUCUGCCGCAAGAUUUGUACAACAUGACCAUAUAUGACCUGGCCUACGAGAUGGACCAUGAGGCGCUGCUGAACAUCUUUAUGAAUCCCACACCGGUAAUCGAGCCCAGACAGACGGACAUAAGUUCCAGUAACCAGAUCACAUUCUACACCCAUUUGAGACGCGGCGGAAUGGAGAAAGUCGAUGCCAAUGCCUACGAGUUGGUCAAAUUCGUGGGCUACUUUCGUAACGAUACCAAUACUUCGACGGGUUCCAGUUCGGAGGUUUCGAAUGGCUCAAAUGGACAGCCUGCGGUGCUGCCGCGCAUCUUCCAGCAGAAUCCCAAUGCAGAGGUGGACAAAAAGCUGGUUUUCGUGGGCACCGGACGCGUACAGAAUCCCCAACUGAUCAGGGAAAUGAGCAUUAUUGAUCCCACAAGUAAUGAGUUCACCUCGAAACACAGCAUGGAGUGGAAGUUUUUGUUUCUGGAUCACCGGGCUCCGCCGAUCAUUGGCUAUAUGCCCUUCGAGGUUCUGGGGACAUCCGGCUAUGAUUAUUACCACUUUGAUGAUCUGGACAGUAUUGUGGCGUGCCAUGAAGAGCUAAGGCAAACGGGUGAGGGCAAGUCUUGCUACUACCGAUUCCUCACGAAGGGCCAACAGUGGAUAUGGUUGCAAACGGACUACUAUGUGAGCUACCACCAGUUUAAUUCCAAACCGGACUACGUGGUCUGCACCCAUAAGGUUGUCAGCUAUGCCGAGGUUCUGAAGGAUAGUCGAAAGGAGUGCCAAAAAUCCGUAAAUAGCAACAGCACCACCAACAAUGGGAGCAGUAAGGUAAUAGCCUCCACGGGAACUAGCAGCAAAUCCGCAUCUGCCACCACAACACUGAGGGAUUUCGAGCUGAGCAGCCAAAAUCUGGAUAGCACAUUGCUCGGAAAUAGUCUGGCCAGCUUGGGCAAUGAAACAGCAGCCACUUCUCCCGCCGUGGACUCGUCGCCCAUGUGGUCAGCGUCGGCUGUCCAACCGUCUGGAUCAUGUCAAAUAAAUCCCCUGAAGACAUCGCGUCCCGCCUCGAGUUAUGGCAAUAUCAGCUCCACAGGAAUAUCGCCGAAGGCCAAGCGAAAGUGCUACUUCUACAACAACCGGGGCAAUGACUCGGAUUCAACGUCCAUGUCGACGGAUUCAGUCACCAGCCGGCAGUCCAUGAUGACGCACGUCAGUUCGCAAAGCCAACGGCAGCGAUCGCAUCACCGUGAACACCAUCGAGAAAAUCAUCACAGUCAGUCACAUCAUCACAUGCAGCAACAGCAGCAGCAUCAGAACCAGCAGCAGCAACAUCAGCAGCACCAGCAACUGCAACAGCAGCUGCAACAUACAGUGGGUACUCCGAAAAUGGUGCCUCUCCUGCCGAUUGCGCCCACACAAAUAAUGGCUGGAAAUGCGUGUCAGUUUCCCCAACCCGCCUAUCCGCUUGCUAGUCCUCAACUGGUGGCACCCACAUUUCUGGAGCCGCCGCAAUAUCUCACCGCCAUUCCCAUGCAGCCGGUGAUCGCUCCGUUUCCGGUGGCGCCAGUGCUUUCCCCACUUCCGGUGCAGUCACAAACGGAUAUGCUGCCCGAUACGGUGGUUAUGACGCCAACACAGAGUCAGUUGCAGGAUCAAUUGCAGCGGAAGCACGACGAACUGCAAAAACUGAUCCUCCAGCAACAGAAUGAGCUGAGGAUAGUCUCAGAGCAGCUCCUCCUAUCCCGCUACACAUAUCUGCAGCCCAUGAUGUCGAUGGGAUUCGCACCUGGCAACAUGACAGCAGCAGCGGUGGGUAAUUUGGGAGCAGGUGGCCAACGGGGACUGAAUUUCACCGGCAGCAAUGCCGUGCAGCCGCAAUUCAAUCAGUAUGGAUUUGCCCUGAACUCUGAGCAGAUGCUUAACCAGCAGGAUCAGCAGAUGAUGAUGCAGCAGCAGCAGAAUCUGCACACGCAGCACCAGCACAAUCUGCAGCAGCAACAUCAAAGCCACUCACAGUUGCAGCAACAUAACCAGCAGCAACAUCAGCAGCAGCAGCAACAACAGCAGCAACAACAGCAGCAACAGCAGCAGCAACAGCAGCAGCAACAGCAGCAGCAACAGCAGCAACAACAGCAGCAGCAGCAACAGUUGCAGCUGCAGCAACAAAAUGAUAUUUUACUGCGUGAGGAUAUCGAUGAUAUAGACGCCUUCCUCAAUCUGUCCCCCCUGCACUCACUGGGCUCGCAGUCCACCAUUAAUCCCUUCAACUCUAGCAGCAAUAACAACAAUCAAAGCUACAAUGGGGGCAGUAAUCUGAAUAAUGGCAACCAGAACAACAACAAUCGCAGUUCGAAUCCCCCCCAAAAUAACAACGAGGACUCGCUGUUGUCCUACAUGCAGAUGGCCACCGAAUCGAGUCCUUCGAUCAACUUUCACAUGGGCAUCAGCGAUGAUGGCUCCGAAACGCAGAGCGAGGACAACAAGAUGAUGCACACUUCCGGCAGCAAUCUGGUGCAGCAGCAACAGCAGCAGCAACAACAACAAAUCCUGCAGCAGCAUCAACAGCAGUCAAACAGCUUCUUCAGUUCGAAUCCCUUUCUCAACAGUCAGAAUCAGAACCAAAACCAGUUGCCAAACGAUCUGGAAAUAUUGCCAUACCAAAUGUCCCAAGAGCAAUCACAGAAUCUAUUCAACUCGCCUCACACAGCCCCAGGCAGUAGUCAAUAGCGCAUACCCACUGUAUAUAACUCUCUGUAGCGGUAGGAAAAGAUAGAAUUGUAGAACUCCAGGCAACCCAUUUACCAACAUAUCCGUGUAUUAUCAAGUUUGGCCUCUGGCCCUCUUUAUCGAACCUCCUCUAUCGGAAGCCCAGAGCUAGUUGUAGAUCUCAACAGACUGAGUAUUGCCCCACCCCGCUCCCUUCAUGCGUUGUAUAUAACAUAGGUGUACUAUAGAAAAGUUCUCAAAAAAAUAUUCAUUGUAAGUAGGUUUUAAAUUGUUGUAGUUUGUAGCAAGAACCCAUCGUUUCCAUAGGUUAGCCUUAUCCAGUAAGUGCCAUCGAGGCGCAAACAGGGAUCUCUGAUACGAAAUCGAACCUUAAAGCCUAAUCCUAAGUUAUUUGUAUUCUAAUAUACUGAGAAGCGACUAACAAGCGAACGAGUUGAGCAAAGCUAAUUCAAUUCCAUAUUAUUUUCAAGACUGGGCUUCGUCAUUGAGGUCAAAAAUGAUAUUUAUCGUACGAUUUAGUGUUAUUCUGUAUGUAUAACUCAAAACUCAGGUUGAGAUUGCAACUGACAUUUAUUUUGCUGUGAAGAUAUUCCCAUAAGUUUUCUUUAGGCCCGAUCUUUUCUGACAGCUGAAAUGCCAUUAGUUCAAUCGUUAUUCCAAUUUCCCCUGCAUUACCAUUUUACUGUUGGAAAAGUUCGUUCGAAUAUGCUUCGAUCUGCAGCUGAUAAAGAGCCAAAUGCUUUAAACUUAGAACUUGUAAAUGGAAACAAACUAUCUUAAACUCAACUACAACUACCUUAAUAAUUUUAGUUAACUCAAUGUUUAAGAUUUGUACAUACCUAUAGGACGAGUCAUUAGCACUUGCUUAAGUCUGUAAAUACGCGUACGAUGAGGAUAAUGUAGACCCAUUUUGUACAUAACUGUUUAUAUGUUUUUCAAAAGAGCUUAACAACAAAAUGUAAUUGAACAUGCUAACCAAACAAGAAAAUCCAGAACAUUAUCGAUACAGAGUUGUAAUAAAGCAAAACAAAAAACAGUUACAA